AUGGCUCCUCCAAGCGUGCUCAUGGUCGGCACUGGCGAGUACACCACGGGAUUCGUGGGUACCGGCGCCUCUGGCUCAGACAAGAAGGUCGGCGUUGUUGGCCUCACCCUCUUUGACCUGCGCCGACGCGGCAAGGUCAGCAACCUGAGCAUGGUCGGUGUCAAUGGCACCAAAUUUCCCGCUAUCCGUGAACACCUUCACAAGAAUAUCACACAGGCAUACAAUGGCCUCGAUACCUCUUUUGAGUCCUAUCCCGCCAAUGAUACCAAGGACCCUGAUGCCUACAAGGCCGCAAUCGACCUGCUCAAGCCCGGAGACGCCAUCACCGUCUUCACCCCAGACCCGAGCCACUACCCAAUCGCUCUUUACGCCAUUGAGCGCGGCAUCCACGUUCUUCUCACAAAGCCUGCCGUCAAGGAGCUUGCCCACCACCAGGACCUGAUCGCCAAGGCCCGCGAGAAGAACGUCUACAUCUUCAUCGAGCACCACAAGCGCUUCGACCCCGCCUACUCAGAUGCCCGCUUCAAGGCCCGCACUCUCGGCGACUUCAACUACUUCUACAGCUACAUGUCCCAACCCAAGUACCAGCUGGAGACUUUCAAGUCCUGGGCCGGCAGGGAGUCCGACAUCUCCUACUACCUCAACAGCCACCACAUCGACAUCUGCGACUCCAUGGUCCAGGACCGCGGCUACGUCCCUGUCAAGGUCUCCGCCUCCUCCUCCAAGGGCGUCGCCACCGACCUCGGCUGCGUCGACGAGACCGAGGACACCAUCUCCCUCCUCGUCACCUGGGAGCGCAAGGACGCACCCAGCAAGCGCGCCAUCGGCGUCUACACAGCCUCCUGGACCGCCCCCCAGCGCGCCGGUGUGCACACCAACCAGUACUUCCACUACCUCGCCGCCAACGGUGAGGUCCGCGUGGACCAGGCCAAGCGCGGCUACGACAUUGCCGACGACUCGGUCGGUCAGCUGCAGUGGCUGAACCCCUUCUACAUGCGGUACGCCCCCGACGAGGACGGCAACUUCAACGGCCAGACCGGCUACGGCUACAUCUCGAUUGAGAAGUUCAUUGACGGCUGCCGGGCCAUCAACGACAAGACCGCGACGCUCGACGAUCUCGAUGCCAAGGGUCUGCCCACCCUCAAGAACACACUGGCCACGACGGCUAUUCUGGAGGCCGGACGACGAAGCAUUGACGAGAAGCGGGAGGUGGGCAUCAAGAUCGAGGGCGAUAUCUGGACUCUGGUAUAA
Molecule: messenger RNA, 1251 nt
Organism: Clonostachys rhizophaga
Lineage: Eukaryota; Fungi; Ascomycota; Sordariomycetes; Hypocreales; Bionectriaceae
Source: the annotation of a GenBank genome assembly